Molecule: messenger RNA, 3901 nt
Organism: Planococcus citri (citrus mealybug)
Lineage: Eukaryota; Metazoa; Arthropoda; Insecta; Hemiptera; Pseudococcidae
Exons: 3
Coding region: 327-2711 (794 amino acids)
Biological process (GO): G protein-coupled receptor signaling pathway; cell surface receptor signaling pathway
Cellular component (GO): membrane
Molecular function (GO): G protein-coupled receptor activity
Source: RefSeq, a predicted model, not a curated record
UCGCAGGUUUGGAGUUGGACUUGCGAGUCGAAGCGAUUUCGCGCAUAAGUUUUAGGGAAGGAGUUAGCAGGCACGACGAGUAAUCUCGUCGCACGGAUUAUUCAGUUUUCUGCGGCAAACCGGUUGGUUGUUUUUUUUCCUCGAGUAUCUACCUAAUUUGUUUACGCGUUUUUGUUUCCGAAAUUAUGUGGAAUAAAUACGUAUCGUAACUCGCGUGUGAAGUGCUGUUGAUAUGUGCGUAAUUAUUCAUUAUUUUAUGUAGGAUGAAAAAUAUGGAAUUUGGUGACAACUCCCCGAGAUAUUUUAUAUUAUGAGACGAGUUGAAAAUGCGACUGGUGCUCCGAGUUUUACUAUGCUGGUUAGUCGUCCAGAUUUGCCAAACGUUGGAAAUCAGCCAUCAAGAUUUGGAAGAUCCCAAUGGAAACCUAUGCGGGCCGAGCGGAUGGUGUGACGAAAACACGAAUAGCACGGAUGACCUGCGAACCAGAAACUGUAUGUGCGAUGAAAAGUGCGACAAAUACGGAGAUUGCUGCUUGAAUUCGGCGCACUUCAACGCGGCCCAGCAACGGCGAGCCGCUUCUUCGUUCUUGUGCGCGGCGAUCGAAGACGGCGCCGGCAGCGGAUACGCGUACACCAAGGUGGAAUGUCCGCCGCAGUGGCGCAACACGGAGGUGCGGCGGAAAUGCGAAAAGUCGGCCCAGCACAGCGUCGACGAUCCGCUGCUGAUGACGCCGGUCACCAGCGCCUCGAGCAACGUCACCUACGGCAACGUGUACUGCGCCGUCUGCAACCGCGACUACGACAACCGAAACGGCGGCGUCACUUACUGGAUGCUCAAGUUGGACUGCCGAGACCAGAACGGCUUGUCGUUGCCCUCCGAGUACGACGGUCAGUCGUAUCAGUCGUACGUCGAGCAGAAUUUGAGUUUCAACAAUCGGCUCGACUACUGGCAAGUGCGCGAUAAGCAGGGCGUGUAUUACAAAUGCGAUUUGUUGCCGUCCAUUCCGGCGCCGAUGAUGCAACUAGUCAGACGAUGCAGGCCGACCGUGAAAACGUGUCCGGCCACGUGGGGCAAGGACGAGAUCAGGCAGCGAUGCGAAUCGUACACGUUGAUGGUGCACCGAAAUGCGACGCCGCUGUCGUCGUCGUCGUCGUCCGCGUCCGCGUCCUUUCGAAACGUACACUGCGCCAUAUGCAACAGCGUGCCCGUCCAGUCGGUCGGCUGCCAGUCCGGCUCCGAAUCGCGCUCCGAGAUCGGCUUCAGAUUCGAUUCGUUCACCAUUCUGUUCGACUUUAACGGCGGCCGCAACGUCGGCGAGCUGGUCAACUGCAGCGGCAGCGGCGGCGGUGGCGGCAGCGGCAACAGCGACACUCGGCCGGUGUACGACAGCUUUUUCCGCAGAUGCCGCAACAUCGAGACCGGAUCUUCCUCGGCUGCGGAAGAGUCGAACGACGGCGACGGCGACUCCGACACCGAUCGAACUCUGCGCAGAUCGCUCAACUGUUCCAAGGUGAUCUUCGACGCUACCGAAUUCCGGCUGAUGAACGACAGCGCCGGCAGCGUGUAUCUGCCCAAAUACGACAAGACUUUCGAGCCGGGCAAAUACGUGUACGUGAAUCACCACCACGGCGACGGCGACGGCGACGGCACCGCCGUCACGUUGGAAGUAUGCAAAGAGUAUUACGCGGCGGCCACCGACGCGACCGCCGGCGCCGGCGGCGGUGGCGGUGGCGGUGGCGGAGAUGAACGGCGCCGAAUCACGUACCGGCCGUACUACAGCCUGAUCACGAUGAUCGGCAUCGGCGUUUCGGUGAUCUGCCUGUGCGUUCAUCUGAUCGUGUUCGCGGCCGUCAAAGAACUGCGCAAUCUGUCCGGCAAAAAUCUGGCCUCGUUCUGUCUGGCUCUGCUGCUGGCGUACUGCAGUUUCGCGAUGGGCGACCUGCUGGACGGGCGGCUGUGCUUGGCCAACGCCAUCUGCACCUACUACCUGUUCAUGGUGGCGUUCACGUGGAUGCUGAUCAUGUCGUUCGACGUGUGGCGCACGCUGCGCAUCGCCACCAAAGAGUUACGCGUCAGCUCCGGCAAGCAGUGGCGCAAGUUCAUGGUGUACUCGUGCUGCAGCUGGGUGCUGCCGGCCAAGAUAGCGCUGAUCGCGGUGCUGGUCGACCUGUGCCCGACCAGCCUGGUGUCGGACGCGUUCCGGCCGCACUUUGGCCAGCGCUCCUGCUGGUUCGGCCAAGGACCGCCGAUGCUCGUCUUCUUCGGCCUGCCCGUAUUCGCCAUACUCGUCUGCAACCUGGUCUUCUUCCUCAGCUCGGCCUACAUGAUAUACUCGAGCCACUCGAUGACCAGGUACUCGGCCAGUCCGGCCACCAAGAGAGAUUUCCGACUGUACGCGCGCCUCGCCCUCAUCAUGGGCCUGACGUGGAUAUCCGGCCUGUUGGCGGCCUUCGUCAACAGCGAAAUUCUGUGGGUCGUCUUCAUCCUGUCCAACACGUCGCUCGGGCUGUUCGUGUUCGUCGCCUUCACCUGCCGCAGCAAGGUGCUGCGAGCGUUGAAAAACUUGAAACGCGACAGCGUUCUGAAUUUGCCCGCCUUCAGCUGGUCCAUGAACGCCAGCGAAGUCGACGGCAAGUCUCACAUACGCUCCUCCUCGUCUUCAGCCGCCGAUUCCGUUUCCGAAAAACCCACUUCCAAUACGUAUUACUGAUACCCUACCUACCUACCUACCUACCGACUGAUCGUGAUCACUUGAAACUGUGUUCAGUGAUCACCGACACCGGACACGAGGUUGCCUUUUGCGCGCCUGCAUUAGCGAUUGCGAUUACUCGAUUAGCGUACUCGUGUGUCUGUGUAUGCGAUAGCGAUAGCGAUAGCGAUAGAACGACUUUUCGGUUGACGCGGCUAUACGUGCCAGUUACCGCGCUUUCGCGCUGUGCUCUUUUUAAACGACUGAUUUUUACCUACCUAGUACUAGUUAGUAGUUUCUAGUAUACUUUAUCUACUCGUGUAAGUUUGUAAAUGUAAAAGUACAUGUACUCGUAUAUUGUAGAUUUAGCCACCUAUUUCCUGUACAUAAAUGUCAAUUUGCGUAAGUACGAGUACUUGGCUCAUCGAGCCGAGAAUAGUUAUAAUUACCUACCUAAUGUACGUAUGUGUAGUCUACAUUCUUAUUGCCCUUGCGAGUUCGAUAUGCGUGCAAUAUUCGUAUUUGUCCCUUUUAUUUUUUAAUUUUUUUUUUUUACAAAUUACCAUGCAGGAACUCUUAUACUGUACAUAAGAUAUAUUUGACUACGGUGAACUCGAUAUAGUACGUAUCCUCGAAUGUAAGAUACUUUAUUGCAAAUAUCCGUCCAGUCUUUUGUUUUUAUCUUGUUUUUUGUUUUUUUUAAACUGAAAAGUUGAAUUUCAGGAACACUGUAAGUACGAUUUUCAAAGAAAAACGUUGAAAAAUAUCUUUUGGGAAACGUUUCGAAAAUGAUUGCGUUGUCUUUCGCGAGUCUUCGAAGUAUUAUCGGCUAUUUCGCGAUUGUCAAAAUAAGCAGUCGUCAAAUUCUCAGCGAAAUUAUUCGCAAAAAAUUGAAACUUCGUAUCACUUUUGAGGUUUUGCGAUCUCGUGUUUUUCCUUCUGCGUUACGUAUGCAUUGAUUAAUGUAAAUACAGUCUUAAGACGAACGCGAGUUUAAUGUUGGCGUGCAUUAUUUUUUAUACCUAUGUCGCGAGUACAUACUAUGUAUAUAUCGUACGAUUGGUUGUGUCUAUGUCUAUGUCUAUGUCUAUGUUUAUGUUUAUGUUUAUGUUUACGAAUGUAAAUAUCAAAAUUUUGUGCUCGUAAUAAAUUAUCUAAGAAAUUUUUCAUCUAAAGUUACCAUUUUAUAAAAUAUAUAGACGUUGAAAAUA